Selaginella moellendorffii is the source of this 2100-nucleotide messenger RNA. Its product is annotated as alpha-galactosidase. Gene Ontology annotation, biological process: carbohydrate metabolic process. The record is from RefSeq and is a predicted model, not a curated record. Gene Ontology annotation, molecular function: hydrolase activity, hydrolyzing O-glycosyl compounds. The coding region runs from base 123 to 2012 and encodes 629 amino acids. The transcript has 13 exons. NCBI's taxonomy places the organism in Eukaryota, Viridiplantae, Streptophyta, Lycopodiopsida, Selaginellales, Selaginellaceae.
CCUGUCUAGGUUUUGCUCUCUUGGAUCAUCAUCACGACUACUCUGGAGUCCCGGAGACGUCAAAUGUAGGCUCCCCUGCACGGUAAGGAACCCUAGGGAUCUAGUUCUCCUCGCAUUCUCGUAUGGCGUGGCUCCUAGCGAUCUUCUCCCUCGCCAUCGCUACGAGGCUGCUACCAGCUUCUACAGCUGGUCUAGCGCUCACGCCUCCUCGGGGAUGGAAUUCUUACGAUUCCUUCUCCUGGAUUGUCUCGGAGGAGGAGUUCUUGCAGAAUGCGAAGAUCCUCGCGAAUACUCUCGCUCCUUUCGGCUAUGAAUACGUCGUCAUCGAUUUUCUCUGGUAUCGUAAACAGGAGAAGGGAGCCUCAGUCCAAUCUUCUGGCCAUGAUCUCAUCGAUGAGUGGGGACGACCAGUUCCAGAUCCCAAGCGCUGGCCUUCCACGGCAGGUGGUAAAGGCUUCGCUCCAAUUGCUGACAAAGUACACGCCAUGGGACUCAAGUUUGGAAUCCACGUUAUGAGAGGGAUUACUACGGUUGCUGUGGCUAACAACACACCGAUUCUCGGUGCCAAGGGAUGGAGAGCGAAAGAUAUUGCUCUCACAAGCCAGCCAUGUCCGUGGAUGCAAGAGUGCUUUGUCAGCAUCAACACGACCAGUGCUGGUGGAAAAGCAUUUCUAAAAUCACUUUAUGAUCAAUAUGCUUCCUGGGGAGUCGAUUUCGUGAAACAUGACUGUGUUUUCGGAGCUGACAACAUCGAUCUAGAGGAGAUUCAAGCCGUGUCAGAGGCCAUUACAAACACUGGACGACCAAUCGUAUACUCUUUGUCUCCUGGAGUGCAAGCCACUCCCAGCUUGGCUUCAUCAGUAAGCGGUAUCGUUAACAUGUACCGGAUCACUGGCGACGACUGGGACCGAUGGGGUGAUGUAGCUGCUCAUUUUGACGUUGCAAAGAGUUUUGCUGCUGCUGGUUUGAUUGGAGCACCCGGCUUGGGAGGGGGGAAGUCUUGGCCUGACUUGGACAUGCUUCCGUUAGGCUGGCUCACUGAUGGAGGUGCACCUUAUGGCCCAUAUCGUUCUUGUAGGCUAUCUUUCGAUGAGCAAAAAACACAACUUACGCUCUGGGCAAUGGCAAAAUCUCCCUUGAUGUAUGGUGGUGACCUGCGAAAUAUCGACCAAGCUACUUAUGCCAUGAUCACAAACCCGACUAUUCUAGAAAUAAACACCCACAGUACUGAGAAUACAGAGUAUUACGCUGGAACACUACCGGGCACUGAGGAUGUCCCACUGCUAACUUUGGUUAGCUGCGAUGAAUUGAGCAGUAACACACACUGGACGUUGGAAAAGAAACAAAACGCAAGAAUUUGCUGGAAUGCUUCAAGAACAACAUCAUCUCGAUCAUCGGUGCUCUCGGGGUGUUUCAACUGGACCUCCUUAAGUGAUUCAUCACUCUCUGACACUGAAUCCAAAGGUGCUAUUCGGCUGUGGACCUCCGACUUUGGUGAGCUUUGCAUGGACUCGCAGCCGAACCUUCCAUCUAGCAUUGGAAUGUUUGCAAGCAAGCGUUUCUCGUUUUGCACCAUGGAGAAUAGUCAGGCUUGGCAACUGUUGCCAAAUGGCAAACUAUUGAGCCCAAGCUCUGGGUUUUGCGCGGAGGUUAAGGAAGUGGCACCAAUUCGUAUAUGGCUCGCGCGCGGUUUGAAAGGCCAGUACUACGUUGCAUUUUUUAAUCUCGGCCAAAACUCCACGACUGUGACUUAUAGCUUGGCGGGGCUCCAACAACGUCAACCCGGAUUAAAGCUCGCAACGACGAAAGCUCGAGGAGCACAAGGUCCGGAGGCACCAAAAACCCAACCAGGCCUGGACGCGGACGACUCUACCACCCAAUGCACUGGGGAGGAAGUUUGGAGCAGGACCGAGCUAGAUAAAGUGGAGAGUUUGUCGGCGCUGGUGCCCUCUCACGGCUGUGCAUUGUUUUCUCUCAUCUGUAGCGGCAGUGGGGGAAAAAAUCUGGCUUAGAUCGUGCACAAAAAGAGGGAGAAUGGAACAAUUUGAAAUCCAGCAUAUUCAUGAAUAUUAUGGUUCUAUCCGGUAACGGAAUAUCCUA